CCUCAUGGUGUCGCUAGAGGAAAAAUCAGAUAUACACCGUCAUCCAUAAAGUCAUACAUCGUCUGGGAACCACAAAUGUGUUUAUAAAAUUUGGUGCCAGUCCAUUUUGUAGAUGCUGAAAUACCGUAUUUCAGUGGAUGACAGAAAAAAGAAAAAAAAAGGUCAGGCGAUCACUAACAUUACAGCCACGUUGCUAGCAUGGCUAGAAAUCACCAUACCGUUGGCUGUGGUGGUGGACGGACGAGUGAAGACUUCAUUUCACUGUUGUCUCUUCAUCAGCUGUUUGCUCAUCCUGUUGACCUUGGUCUCAGUUUUGUCCCUGGUGGCUAUCGCAGUUGACCGCUACCUCCGGGUGUAUAUCCCUCACAGGUACAAAAGGACUGUAACACGGAGACAUUCAUGGUUUGUGGUAGCAGCAUGUUGGUUUGUUGCAAUACCACUAAGCUUUGCUCCAAUGCUUGGAUGGUACAACCACGAAACCUUGUCUAAUUCCAUCAACUCUACCAUUGUCUGCCAUUUUGUAACCGUGAUCCCCAUGUCAUACCUGGUUUACUUCAACUUUUUUCUCUGCGCUUUGACACCUCUGUUGAUUAUGAUUGUAUUGUAUGGCUUUGUAUUCUGUACCAUUCGAAGAAACCUUAGAGGGAAACCAGGCAACGGUGCCCAGAAACACUCUCAGAACUACCUGAGGAAAGAGAAAGAACUGGCAGGAUCUCUGUCCCUGGUAUUGGCCCUCUUUGCCCUGUCCUGGCUCCCCCUCCAUAUAAUGAACUGCAUUGCUUACUUUAGUGGCGUGAAAGUUGUACCAGACAUAGCUUUCUAUGUGGGCAUCCUGCUUUCUCAUGCUAACUCAGCUGUAAACCCAGUUGUUUAUGCGUUCAAAAUACAAAAGAUCAGGACUGCAUACCUGAAGAUCUGGAGACAGUAUAUUGCAUGUGGAGAGGAAAAUCAAGGAUCUCAGUCAAGCCAGACGACAGACAACAAUUUCAUCAGUAACAUUAGCAGUGUGGCCAACAAUGGGUGAAGGCGAGUUUUCCUUGUUUGAGUGCUUCUUUGUUCUUAACAAUCCCGUCUUUGACUCAUAACUAUCAAGGCAAAUUGUUGAAUACAAACAUUAAUACAGCAUUUCUUUGACUCAUCAUUGUGUAUUUAGCUGUCUCAUGUUUUAUUUUAGAAAGUCAGUUGAAGGUCCUAUUUUUUCUGAAGUUUAUCAGUUAUGUUAUCAGACACACUGUAUUUUUAUAGGUUUGUGGGAGGCUCCGUGAUAGUUGAGCCCUUUCUUUUUUCACUUUUAAAAUCUCUGCAAAGCUCUUUUGUUUGUAUUUUGUUUUGUAUAUGAAUAUAUUGAGUAUUUUCUUCCUAUCUUCCAUAAACUGUUUUGUGUAGUUUCCCCUGCUGUCAGUCUUUUAGCUAUGCCGGGCUAUAAAUACUCUCUGUAUAAUGUAUUAUCUCUGUAUUAGAUGCACAAGAUGAUCAAUACUCUCAUCUGACUCUGAGUAAAUUGGCAAACGUGUACUUCCCAAAAUGCAUUCUAUUAAAGACGUAGUUUCAAGCCUUCCCAGGAAGUGAGAAUUUCUGUAACAUGUACAAGGGGUGAUUGAUAAGUUUGUGGCCUAAGGUAGAAGGUGUCAAUUUUAGAAAAGCUAGCAAGUUUAUUAAUCAACAUAGUCCCCAAUUGCUCUGUAUGGAAAAUGUGGAAUAGCACAUAACGCCAGUUGUAAAAUUGUGUAUUCUGGCCUUGUAUCCAUCCAAAGUAGUUGCGACCCCAUUGUUUUUACCACGUAUAAAGGCCACUGCAUGUUCCUACUUUUCCCAGACAUAACUAUAGGUAGGAAGACACGUCCCCAUUCUUAAUCCCACCUGCAAAACUCUGGUCGGUUAAUCAUUUCUCCAGUGGGCUGAAGUAGCCACCACCGAGCC
This is a messenger RNA of Xiphias gladius (swordfish), 1920 nucleotides long. Its product is annotated as adenosine receptor A1-like. Gene Ontology annotation, molecular function: G protein-coupled adenosine receptor activity. Gene Ontology annotation, cellular component: membrane; synapse; dendrite. The record is from RefSeq and is a predicted model, not a curated record. NCBI's taxonomy places the organism in Eukaryota, Metazoa, Chordata, Actinopteri, Istiophoriformes, Xiphiidae. Gene Ontology annotation, biological process: G protein-coupled adenosine receptor signaling pathway. The coding region runs from base 113 to 1024 and encodes 303 amino acids. The transcript has 4 exons.